CUCAACAGCUGACGGUCGACAAGGAGGCCUCCUCUCUCUCCCUUCAGUACACAUACACACAGAAAGAGAGAGAGGGCUGAACAAAAUCAGGGCAACAAUCAGUUGACCCCCUUUCGUACCACAGAGACACAGAUCCCGGGGAGAGUCAACAAGCCACGGUGGGACGUUGCUGUAGACCGUGCAGGAGCGGAACCCGACACAGGAAGCUGGUCAGAAGGGGGGACUAUCAGAGGAUUUUUCUCAGCACACCCAACUCCCAGAACUUGUUCCAUACCUGAGUGAAACUCACCGCCGGCACCAUGCAAAAGAAGACGAAGCUGAAGCUCACCAUCUUCUGCCUGGUGGUGGGCAUGUUCUGCAUGUUCACCGCCGUCGUGUCGGACCACUGGGCCGUAUUGAGCCCCAAGGUGACGGAGGUCAAUAGCACAUGCGAGGCGGCCCACUUUGGUCUCUGGAGGCUGUGCAAGAAAAACCUCUACAUCACAGAUGUGGAGAGAAUCGGCCAUAGUUGUGGCCCCAUCAGCCUACCGGGAGAGCACAACUGCACUUACUUUAGGCACUUCACCCCAGGAGAGGAAUCUGAAGUUCUUGACAUGACGACCCAGAGAGAGUACAGCAUCUCAGCGGCUGCCAUCGCUAUCUUCAGUGUGGCCUUCAUGAUCCUCGGGACGAUCUGUGCUAUCGCAGCCCUGGCCCAGGGCCAGGACUACAUUUACAAGCCAGCAGGGAUGUUCUACGCAUUCGCAGGCCUCUGCGCCAUCAUCUCGGUGGAGGUGAUGCGUCAGUCGGUGAAGCGGAUGAUUGACAGCAGGGAGACGAUCUGGAUCGAGUACUACUACUCUUGGUCGUUCGCCUGCGCCGUCAGCGGUUGCAUCCUGCUGUUUGUGUGCGGCCUGGGCCUGCUACUCCUCGCCAUGCCCCAGAUGCCACGCAACCCCUGGGAGUCGUGCAUGGACUCCGAGCCGGAGCAGAUGGAGUGACACCUGAGGGACCUCAGUGGGCGGAAACACCACCACGGAGUGUUCUUUUUUUUUACACACCAAGAAUAAAAGAACUUACUUUUACAGUGAGACAUACUAGAGAGUCCCCAGAAGAGCUUAUGGGCAGUGGCUGUGUGCAUUGGCUCAUCAUGAUAACAAUCAAUGUAAAUGUGCCCUAUUGUCCUAUGGUCCUUCAAACAGUUACAUCAACAGCAAUGACAUACUUUUGUAUUUGUUGUAUUUAUUUGGCAUGUUAUACAUUUGCUGUGCCAUAUCUUAUAUCCAUGUAAAAACACUUGUAGCUUGACCAACAAGAAGCUUUUAAAUGGUUAAAACAGCACCUCAACCACACCACAUGGUGUAAGUGUCUAUUAGAACCUUAAAAAAAAAUAACCACAGCUAUAAAACACAACAGAUGAAAAAGUGUCUGUAAACAUGUGAAUCACAAAAGGCAAACCAAGAACUCAUUUUGAUUCCCAUCACACACACACCACUGUCUUAAACUGUGAUGACUCCAAAACAAAAACACUUUUUUUUUUUUACAGAUCCACGUAAUCCAUCACGCAUGAUGCCAGGGCAAACUCACAGGCAGAAAUGAUGGGGAAAUGGUAUAGUGUGUGCCGGCUGUGGCGGGCCCUGCUCUCCUCUCCUCUGCUCUGCUCUGCUCGGGGAAGCAUGGGCCCGUUGUUCCCCUGCGUGGGCACUUGGGCAGAAUGCUAAUGCCCUGCGCAGUCCUGAAUGCUGAUGCCCUGCAGACAGACCCUGGAGAGGCUUCAGCAUGAGCAGGUGCAAAAAAAAAAAACAGCCAUCAUACAAGGGCUCCCUUGGUACACAACCAAAAAAAACACCGCCUUAGUCAUGAUCUAUCACACGUACUGCUCAAAAAAAAUCGUUUUAAAAAUAUGUAUAUUCUGUUUCUUUUUCUUCUUGUUUCUUUUCUUGUUGUUUUGUAACAUGCAGGGUUUUUAGUGAUCUAGUUUGAAUAUUUCCUUAAACAAAUACUUUUAAGAGUUUAUAAACCGAGCCAGAUUUUCUACUUAGAUAGACUAAACAGUGCCCCUGCUGCCUCCGGGUCUUAUGUCUCCGAGUCCUGUUCUGCUUGACCACACAUUGCCCGCUGGUCCAUGCCACAGAACGCUCAAGCUUCGACCCAGCUGAAGUGGGCAGGGACAAUCAACCCCCCACUGGGCUUGAGAUUUCGUUUGUUAUGAAUGACGUUUCGGUUGUUUAAAAAAGCAGACUAUUUAUUAAGCCCAAUUUUGAUACAUAAAUAUUGUAGAGCUGCGAGAGUAAUGCAUAGAGAGUCUUCUCUGUCCGCUGAAAUGGCCUCCAGCUCAUUUUCUGGCUUUUCCAGGACUGAUAAAUUACUUGGUUUGUUAAACAGAGUGGCUUUGUAUAAAAACAUGCUACUAUGUACAUACACAACAUCUGUAUAUUGUGUGUUAAAAACAAGAUACACACACACACAAACAUGUAUACACACAGCUAAAGGAAUGCCUUGGUAAAAAAAGCCUAUCAUAUAGUAACGUUCAUUCGAAAAGACGGCUGUUUGAACACAUGCUGUGUGGAAGAUGGGCUUUGGAGAGGACUGUGUACUGAAGUAGAUGCUUAUUUGUUGCUGUCUCUGUAAUCAGCUAAAGCUUCUUUUUGCACACACAUACACACACUAACACACACACACACACACACACACACACACAAACACACACACACACACACACACACACAAACACACACACACACACACACAUCACACAAAUCAGUCAGAUGUGUGCUUCUUUUUGCAUGCCAUAACAGCCAAAUCAGUCAGACGUGUGCUUGCUCUGAUGUAAUGUAAUGGUGCCCUUACAUGUAUUCUUAAUGACAAUAAAGACACUGGCAGCAGACUUUCAGAGAGCCGUCACCUCACAGUGAUAGUGAUUGCGAACCCUC
Clupea harengus (Atlantic herring) is the source of this 2912-nucleotide messenger RNA. It is a transcript of the gene cacng1a, whose product is annotated as calcium voltage-gated channel auxiliary subunit gamma 1a. The record is from RefSeq and is a predicted model, not a curated record. Gene Ontology annotation, cellular component: membrane; L-type voltage-gated calcium channel complex. Lineage: Eukaryota; Metazoa; Chordata; Actinopteri; Clupeiformes; Clupeidae. Gene Ontology annotation, biological process: regulation of calcium ion transmembrane transport via high voltage-gated calcium channel; calcium ion transmembrane transport. Gene Ontology annotation, molecular function: calcium channel regulator activity; voltage-gated calcium channel activity.